UUUGUCUAUCGGUACUAGGUAGUUAUCGAUAACCAUAACCUUAUUGGUUCCAAAGUUAUGUACAUUGAGAAUUUCGAAAGCUUCAAUUGCCAUCCCCCACAUGCCCACACCCUACACUCUUGUCCUACAUGUAACCAUUAAACUUCACAUCAAGCAUCCUUCCUCUCGCAAUGGGCGGCUUAAAUCUAGAGGUCUUUAAGUUCGGCAUGUACGUCAUGUUCCCGAUCGGCAUCAUGUACUAUUUCGGGACGAACCUUGACGAGCGCUUCGCCGUGCCCGAGUUCUGGCCCAAGCCUGAGCAGGCCAACAAGGUGCCCUUCGACAGAGAUGAGAUAAACACCGAACUGCAGCGCCUGCGCGCGCGACGAUUAUAUCUAAGGGAGAAGAGGCUUGAGAACGAAGCGAGACAGGCGCCGCCUUCUUCUGGUGAAAACCAGGAGGGCCACGGGUCGUGAGAGAGAAAGAGGUUGAAGACUCGUAAAGAUUUGCGACUGGUGCAGAGUUCGUAAAACAGGCGCUUCAAACAUGAAUGCUGAUGAUGAUGAUGAUGCGCAUUGAUUUCGGUGGCGUUUGGGUAACCAAAAUGAAUCAAGAUAGGAUCACGGCGAUCAGAGCAUCCCUUGGGCUUACGCUUGAGUAUAUGGCAACAAGGCGCACCUCUCUCCUAUUCUUAGAGACGGGAUUGGUGGGUAAGACCGUUUGCGGUAUGCAUCGUACGGCCGCCCGUGUAUAAUAAUACAGUCUACGUCUAUUUAUUGUAACCACUAUCAUCCAUAUGGAUAGGUUAUGUGUCGAGGUUCUCCUCUACCAAACUCCAUACCUCCUCGGUUACAUCCCCUCGUUCGACAUUCGCACUACGGUGCCGAGGUUAGCCAUCAGGAAUGCUAAGGUAGCUCAUAAUCAUAUGCACUUACUAAA
Hypoxylon fragiforme is the source of this 918-nucleotide messenger RNA. RefSeq lists its product as uncharacterized. Gene Ontology annotation, biological process: mitochondrial respiratory chain complex IV assembly. Lineage: Eukaryota; Fungi; Ascomycota; Sordariomycetes; Xylariales; Hypoxylaceae. Bases 171 to 455 code for a protein of 94 amino acids. Gene Ontology annotation, cellular component: mitochondrial inner membrane; mitochondrion. The transcript has 2 exons. The record is from RefSeq and is a predicted model, not a curated record.